Poecilia reticulata (guppy) is the source of this 5263-nucleotide messenger RNA. The record is from RefSeq and is a predicted model, not a curated record. NCBI's taxonomy places the organism in Eukaryota, Metazoa, Chordata, Actinopteri, Cyprinodontiformes, Poeciliidae.
AGGGAAGCUUUAUCUGCUUUAUGCUGCUGAAAAUCUCCAGAUUCCUGAAUGUCUGGAUGCUAUUCCUCUCAGUUUGGAGGUUAGAGACCCACCAGAGGAAGUUCUGGACACUUUCUGAAAAUCUCAGCAACUUGCCUUUUUUCAGGUGCCUGAAACUUGCCUUCGCACAGCUCAUCAGAACCUCAUCGGAGGAGACAGAACCUCUCCUGCAGAAACCUUGGAUCAGAUCCGGCUCCGUUCCUCUGGGACUGUUAAACUACAACUGAACUUAUAGAGGAAUCACUUGAAGAAUGAAAACUAAUUUUAUGGCUUUUACGAGUAUUUACAGCCUUUGACGUUUCCUCAGACCUUUGUAGGAUCCCCGUUUGGCUGCAGGUGUUUCGUCUGUCCAAGUCUCGCUGAUGUCAGAAGAGGAGCUGGGACCCACCAACAGGUGACACCCUUCCCAUGAUGCCCUGCAGCUUUGAGGGAUCACCAUGGGAGAUGAGUCUUACCCAGAAUGCCAAGCUCAGGAGCUGUUCGAUGAGUUUGUGUCAGCAUCGACCUGCAGGGCGGCGCUGCGCUGCUUCAGCCAGCUGUGCGAACAUCUGCAGCUGGAUCACAGCACCACCGAAAAGCCUCUCUACCAACCGAUCAAACGGCGGCUCAACUACUGGAAGGCCAAUGCUCUGUGGGCCAAACUGGACCGGAGGGCGGCACAGCAGGAGUACCAGAGGGGCCGGGUCUGCAGAAACAUGACUUGUGUGAUCAUCGGGGCGGGGCCUUGUGGUCUCAGGACAGCGGUGGAGCUCUGCUUCAUGGGAGCCCGAGUGGUAGUCCUGGAGAAAAGGGAGUCGUUCUCCAGAAACAACGUGCUCCACCUUUGGCCCUUCACCAUCUACGACCUGAGGGGUCUCGGGGCCAAAAAGUUCUACGGAAAGUUCUGUGCAGGCUCCAUCGACCACAUCAGUAUCCGCCAGCUGCAGCUCGUUCUGCUGAAGGUGGCCUUGCUCCUGGGGGCCGAAGUUCAUGUCAAUGUUGAGUUCAAGCAGCUGGUGGAGCCACCAGAGGACCAGCAUAGAAACGAGGAGGGCUGGAGGAUGGAGGUGAGUCCAAAGUCCCACCCAGUCAGUCAGAUGGAGUUUGACGUCAUCAUUGGAGCAGAUGGACGCAGGAACACGCUGCCAGGUUUCAGGCGUAAGGAGUUCAGGGGGAAACUGGCCAUCGCCAUCACAGCCAACUUCAAAAACAGAAACACCUCAGCUGAGGCCAAAGUGGAAGAGAUCAGCGGAGUGGCUUUCAUCUUCAACCAGAGGUUCUUUCAGGAGCUGCGGCAAGAAACUGGUAUUGACCUGGAGAACAUCGUCUACUACAAGGACGACACUCACUACUUUGUCAUGACAGCAAAGAAACAGAGUCUCUUGGACAAAGGAGUCAUUGUACAGGACUUUCCAGACACAGAGCAGCUCCUCUCUCGAGGGAAUGUGGACCAGGAUGCUUUGCAGGCAUACGCCCGUGAGGCCGCAGACUUCUCCACCAAUCACCAGCUGCCAAUCCUGGACUUCGCCAUGAACCACUACGGUCAGCCGGACGUCGCCAUGUUUGACUUUACCUGCAUGUACGCUUCAGAAAACGCUGCCUUGAUUCGCCAGCGCCACGGACACCAGCUGCUGGUCACGUUGGUUGGAGACAGUCUGCUAGAGCCCUUUUGGCCGAUGGGGACAGGUGUGGCCCGGGGGUUUCUAGCAGCUCUGGAUUCAGCCUGGAUGAUCAGAAGUUGGGCUCAGGGUGGAGCACCACUAGAUGUCCUGGCUGAGAGGGAGAGUCUGUACCGUCUGCUGCCUCAGACGACUCCAGAGAACAUGCAGAAGAGCAUCAGUAUGUUCACCGUAGAUCCAGUGACAAGAUACGUGAGCAUCAGCCCUCUGACUGUCAUACCUGCUCAGGUGAGACACCUGGUAGACACAGGUAAAGAGGCGGGGCUAAACACAAGUGAGAGUGAUAUUAUCCGGCUGCCUUCCCCCAGACUUUCAAGACAAGAGUCCUUCUCUGAGUCCAAUCAGCUGCUGACUUGGUGUCAGCAGCAGACUCAUGGUUACAGAGGUGUCGCUGUUUGUGACCUGACUACUUCCUGGAAGAGUGGCCUUGCCCUUUGUGCUCUUAUCCACCGAUGCCGACCAGAUCUGAUAGACUACGACUCUCUGGACGAGUCGGCAGUGGAGGAAAACAUCCACCUCGCAUUUGACGUGGCUGAGCAAGAGUUUGGGAUUUCACCUCUGAUGACGGUGGAAGAGAUGUCGUCUGUUGGAGAACCAGACUCUCUUUCUAUGGUGAUGUACCUGAGUCAGUUCUACCAGCUGCAAAAAGAGUCACCGCACCCUGCUGGCUCCCUGAGUCAGAAUGCUGAUCUGAGAGCAGCUCUCUUCACUCCAGCCUCCCUCCUCAGCAGACUGGGAACCAGUCCGUCCAGGAAGAGAAACCCAAAGGAGCAUGGAGACGCUCUGGGCAAAAGGAGAAGGACGAGUCCAGAGAGCGGAGAGCUGCAGGAGUCACGUGACUUUAAUGGCGACUUUGAAGAGAACUUUGUGGGCGGGACCAGCCGCUCCAGAGUUCGUUUGAUGGCCAAUCAGCUGCAGGCAAAGCUGGACGAGGGCUCUGCGACCUGCGUGACCUCUUCGUCUUCUUCUGCUUCCGCUCUACGUCAGCAGCAGGGGGCGCCAUCCAGCCUCCCUCCCUCAGAGUCCGCAGACCCCCCGCAGGCCACGCCUCCUGCGCAGUCGUCGUCAUGGAGACCGAAGAAGCGGACCCUCCAGCAGGAGCAGAUGAGUUUCCGCUUCAGGGAGAGGAUCAAGUCUCAGUGGGCCGCCAGCCGGGACCAGCAGUGUCUUCAGCUGUACACCGGUGGAGUGAGUUCAUUGGCUGAGCAGAUAACCAGCCGUUUUCAGCGUCAGCAGCAGAGUAGCUUGGUCUCUGUGGGAAGCGACGUCUGUUUCUUCUGCAAGCAGAAGGUUUAUGUGAUGGAGCGUCUGAGCGCCGAGGGGCUCUUCUUCCAUCGCAGCUGCUUCCGUUGUGACUCCUGCAGCGCCCCCCUCAGGCUGGUCUCCUACAGCUACGACCAGGACGCCGGAAGGUUUCGCUGCCUGCAGCAUCCCGACUGCCGGCCGGCCGCUCCCAGGAAGAGAGCAACUCCCACGGGAACAUCGGCGCCGUCUCCGUCCUCGGACGCUUCCCUCUCCGGCUCUCUGAGCGAGCGGCGCCGGUCUUCAGCUGCGUCUGUGAUGGCGGCGACGCCAGAGCGGAUCGAGCUGGAGAACCGCAGGAAGGAGGAGGAGGUACCAGAGGAGGUCCAGAACCGGGUCAACCUGAGCCAAGGUGUGCAUGUCAGCUCAGAGGAAGAGGAGGAUGAAGGUCCAGGCUGUGAGGAAGAGGAGGAUGAAGGUCCAGGCUGGUUGACCUCACAGGAGGUCAACGCUUCGAGGUGGGAAACUCUGAGAGAGGAAGAGGAGGAAGAGGAAGGCAGCGCUGAAGACGAGUCCAGCGACGAGGGGGAGUACAGCCCCUGGGAGACGGAGCGCCGCUCAGGUCUGUGGCUCCUGUUAGAGGAGGAAGCAGGUAGAAACCCGACCAGAACCAGAACCAGAACCAGAACUCUCCAGUCUUUAUUGAUGGAGUUUCUGACACGUCUGACUUUUUCCAUUCGACAGGUGGGUCUACCUGAGGACAGGUGGGUCUACCUGAGGACAGGUGAGGUCCAGACCGUGAUCCUGCUCCGUCUGCUUCAGAUGAUCCAGCGGCAGCUGCAGCAGGUGGAGGUGAAGCAGAGAGAGCUGGAGGAGAGAGGAGUGAUGGUGGAGAAAGCUCUGCGAGGAGAAGCAGACUACUGGGAGGACUCCAGCCACGGUCCAGACACGGAGCUUCACCUGGGAGGACUGGGCAAACUGGACAACCUGGUUCUGAUGCAGCAGUGGUUCCGGCUGGUCCAGCAGAAGAACUCUCUGGUCCGAUACGAGUCGGAACUCAUGAUCUUCGCUCGGGAGCUGCAGCUGGAGGACCGACAGAGCCGCCUGCAGCAGGAGCUGAGGGAGCGGAUGGCCGUGGACGAUCACCUGAAGGGCGAAGAGCAGCUGGGCGAGGAGCGGCGGAUCCUGGAGGAGAUGCUGGAGGUGGUGGAGCAGCGCGACGCCCUGGUGGCGCUGCUGGAGGAGCAGCGCCUACUGGACCGCCAGCAGGACCAGAACCUGGAGGUUCUGCUGGCCGGGGCGCUCAGCUGGGCCUGACGGAACCGGACCAGAACCUGGAGGUUCUGCUGGUUCUGGCUAAAGUGUUAGUUUGGACUUCAGUUGGUGUUUCUUCCUCUGGUUCUGGUUCUGGUAACUGACCCAAAAGGUUUUUCUGGACCUGGUUUAAAGCAGAACUUCCUGCAGAAACGUCAUAAUUUGGUUCUGAUUCAGAUUUCAGACGAUCAGAACCAAUAUCAAUAAUCAAUCUGAAGAUCUUUGAUCCGAAUAAUCUGAACAAUAACUGAAAACCGAAUCCACUGGAAUUAUGAAGGAUUGUUAAAAAAUAAAAAUUAAGUUCUUUAACUGGUGAUUAUAAAAUAAAAACCAAUUAAUGAUCAAAUGAACUAAGAAUGAUAAACAUAAAAACUGUGAACCUGCUGGAUCCGUCCUGGUCGGAUUCUAAAACAAAUAAGGAUUUAAACUGGUGAGUAAAAUUUAAACUCAAUUAACAAACAUUGCAAAGGUUUUUUUUAUUCAAAUAAAAAACAUGGAAUUAUAAAUAUAUCAAAACGACUGUAAUGUCAUAAAAUAUAAAGAUCUUGACAAAUGUGGAAAAAAAUAAAGAUUUAUUUAAAUAAAUCUGAAUCCGGUUUUAAACACUAACAGAAUAAUCCCUGGUUAUUGGAAAAAUAAAAUAAUUGAAAAUUAAACUAAAAAUUUAAAUAUGUACAAUGAAUAAAAUGUUACUUUUAAAAUAUUAAAGUAUAAAACCGUUUUAAAAAUGUUAAAAUACAAAACCAUAAGAUAAAAAUGGAUAAAUAAUCCCAGAUUAUUCCAGUUAUUUUGGGAUUAAACUAGAUUAAUAAUCAGUUUCGUCAUGCGUCACCAUGGUAACCCACAGUAUUAUGGGAUGAGCCAGCUGAUGGUCAUGUGACCUGAACUCGGCUUCCUGCAGAACCGGAUUGUUCUGAUCACCGUCUGCCUUAUUUCCUCAGCAGGUCUUGUAACCCUCUGUGAUGUCACUUCCUGUGUUUAAUAAAAACUCUUUUUGGACGGGUUCUUCA